AUGGAACCAAAGCUUGUAACAAGGAGAAGUUUAUCUGCUGUUCCGAUUAUAACUGUUCCUCCCCAAUACAAAGUAACUAAGGGAACUGAAAGAUCUCGACGAGGCAGCCGAGUGAUGUUCUUGGACGAAAAUGGCAACGAAAUCGUUGACGAAGAAAGCAAGGAUCCUUACCAGGGACAUGUCAAGGGGUUUUCCAAGGAAGGACGGCUAUUACCUAGCAGCGCUACGCUCAAUUUGAGAAGAAGAAGCACUUCUCUCGACGCCGCAAGGUUCACGGCUUGGUACAACAGCAGAAGGAAUAGUAGCUUACGGCGAGAUCAGUUUUUACAGUCAUUUGGUAAAGCCAGCAUUAGAUACCCAAACUUAAAUGAUGAAGAUAUAAUGGAAACUACGGCUCAUGUGGCAACAAGGAUAGACGUUUCUGCAUUUGAGGCAGAAACUCUUGACGGUGAUGUUCUCGACUGCAGAAAAAGGUCUCAAUCUGCCGGACCGAUUUUGCAUCGCCCGUCCUCCAGCAUUAAAAGUGACUUAAACGCGCACAAGCAUGUGCUUGAAAUUCGCGGUACGGAAUACACGGGUGAUCUACCAGAUCUCGCCGACUUAACAGCUAAGAUCAGACAGCAGUCUGCGAAACGACGCAUCAAACGUAUCAUGGAAGCGGACAAAGAAAAAGCUGAACAAGAAAGACUAAGUAGAGAGGAGGAGGAGAGGCGAAAAACUGAGGCACUCAAAAACAGAAGACGGACUCUCAAAAGCGCCACGUUCGCUGUCAUGGCUAUGAACGUUUCAGCUGCAGGAUUUAACUUUAAGAGUUUUACAGAGAAGAAAAAAUGGCUGGCUGAGAAGAGAUCGUGGACCAAGCAAAUUGUAAGUAAACUGGAAACAACCUUUUUUUUUUUACCUCGACAUAAGGCUGCUCUUCACGAAGCUAAUUCAAUUAAUACUGCUUUUUAACAAUCUAAUUUAUAUUUUUUGAAAUCCAAUAACAAUUUAAUUUCAUUCUCAACUUUAAUUUUUCUUUAACGCUCGCAUUUUGCAAUAACAGUUUUAAGAGAAGAUUUUAUCUCAACUAUAUUACUUGAAUUCAGUCCAUCCUAGUCCAUCCUAGACCUGAUAAAGGUGUCAUGGUUCUUUCUUUUCAUUGAUAACAGCAGUGCAGAGUGUCAAAAAAAGAGAAGAACAAAAGGCCCCGCCCUGCUUUUCUCUCAUAAUGGCCGGGGGACAUAUCAUCCUCUUACUGUUAAAGGCCACCCGAUAAACUCCCGUUACUAGCCCCCCCUUAAUUUUUCAGUCGUAGUUAGCCCUAAGAUCAAGCAUAAAAAAACUUUUUGGGGUGGUUUUUGCUUGCUCUAUUACUUCCAAUACCUCGCUGCGUCCGAUCAAUUGUGUCAUAAAAUAUCUUCCUUCUCAUAGGCAAAAUCCAAGUUUAGUUGGGCUAUUCGGGUGGUGAUGGUUCUUGGAAGAGUUCUCAAGGCUCUGAUGUCAUACUCCGCUGACAUGACACCGGAGACCGCGGCUCAGAGGUCAUUUCGGACAUUGAGAGAUAAUUCUGAAGUUAAGGAGAUGCUAUUCAACAAGUCAUUGUACCAGAGAGGAAAAUCAGUAAGAACAUACAUAUUGUUUUCUGACCGUGGUGACCGAAUACAGUAUCUCCGAGUAAAUUGCACCACACAGAACAUGCAUCAGUUUCUUUCAAUAAUAAAUAUCAAAUGUACAAGGAAAACGUUAAUGUCCCAAAAAUAUUGAAGUAUGAAUACAGUUUUUUUGCCCAAAUGCCCAAUACUUUAGUCAACUAGCUAUGAGAGAUCGGGGAGGUGAUAUACUGAGAGAAUAAAAUGAAAGGUCUAAUGUAUGGAAAGAUAACUUCAGUUCACACUAAAACUGAAAUCCAUAGAAAACAGUACAUGAAUGGAACGGUCACUAGAAAUUUUUAGCGUUCCUCCAGCUAUAGAAAAUUCCAUGAAAUUUUUGCUUCUCCGAACAGUUUACAGAAAACAGUCGUUGGUUGCCCCUGAUUUGAGGUAUACAGUCGAGCCUCCCCUAAGCGACCACCUAAAAUGCAAAGGGUUGGUGGUCGCUUACGAGAGUCGGACCGAAGGGGCGAAACUGUUAGGUCAAUCUUGAAUGGAGUGGCAUAUUUAUUCUAAAAGAAUAAUGAAAGUUUACUUUCCCCUGCCCAUUACUGGUAGUUUUAUUGACAAAAGCAUUCUAUAUGACACUUCAUUUAUAACGUGCGUUAUAAAUUUGAGGUGAAAAAAUUUAACUUGUAAUCUUGUACAGAAAUGUCCCUAAAACGUCUGAGGAACAAAAACUUAACUUCUUAAACUGAAACCUGGAAACCUGAGUCUUUUUCUCAAGGGUCAAGGUUAAUAUUGUUGAUCUAGAUGUGUAGACAAAAAUGACAGCCAGAAAAUAAGUUCCUUUAAUUUUGUCCAUUUUCACAAUGUACUUCACUGCAAGUUUAGUAAGAACAUGUGUCAAGUGGUUGCUUACCGCAGCUUGAAAAUAAUAGAAAAUUCUAAAACUGUCCGCCGAAAAAGUGGUCGCAGUCGCUUACGGGAGGUGGUCGUAAGUUACGUGAGGUUCCAGUAUAAGGCCUUGACUGAGAACAUUUUUGGUGUUUUGGGAAGGUGGUCGCUUAUAGGAGGAUACGAGGUGGUCGCCUACGGAAGGUGGUCGCACGUGGAGGUUCGACUAUAUAUCAUAUCAUAUCAUGUUAAUUGUAUAGGUAACUUCAUUCUAGGUCCCGUAGUUUUCCCAGGUAGCGGUUUCUACCUGCGUGUUUAGCUUGAGUCAAAGUUUCGAUUUCUGAACAUUUUUUUCUUUCCUCUUUCGUCACGUUUUUUUUUUUUCAUGGGCAUUCACUGUUUUGCAAAUUUUUAUUUACUGACCAAAACGUUUCUGUAUCAUAUUCCCCCAUAGCAAUACGCUUAUGUUCCCUCGUGGGCCAAGAAGAUCUUGGACAAACCAGCAAUGGAAAGGAGCGAGAACGAGUUGAGUCAGUUACACUCCAUGCUUAAAGGACUGGCAUCAUAUGAUAAAUUUACCUACCGCAUUCAGCUGGCUAUGUGCAGAGCAAUGACAUAUACCAAGUAAGGCUAAACUACAAAACUGAGCUAUCACAACAACAACAAAACUGACUUGAGGGAUGCUAUCGCUUCUUCUAUUGGCGAUGACUUGCAAGGAAAACUAGGUCAAAUUUUGUUCCCUUAAAUUAAUCUAUAAUAGUGCAAUUUAAGACUCAAAAAGAGAUACCGUCAUUUCGAGGUCCCACCAGCAUUGACAGCCAUUUUCUGGUCUUGUGCCUCUCCUGAUUAUUUGCUUUCCACUUUACAUAAGGCCCCUCCCCGGGGUGCUGCCCAACGACGUUUGAUAUAGAAUGUUUCCCUUUUGUUGGAUACAUAAACAGACCAUGCAAACAUCAUGGAACAGCACCAUCUGUUGCGAAAAUUCUUUCAUUCAAAUUUUUUCAUGAGCCCUCUCUUCUAUUAAAAGCAAGUGAAGUGAGCACACUUUUUUUUUCUCUGUUAAGUGCUUUCCAUCGCUGCGCCAAAUCGCAUGAAUCCUUAACUUUCUUGGUGAAAAGAUUUUGGGAAAGUAAAUGUAGUUCCAGCUGGAGUAAAAUCUCCUUUGUGGUUGUGCUCAGGCACGCAACAACUCGAAAUAAACCAUAUCGAUCGACUCAAUCGCUAAGACGCACAGUGAAAACAAAGCUCUUGAUGCCUAACUAUCCUCGCUUUUGCGCAACUAGACCCGGGCCUGCUGAGAGGUUCGCCAUAUUUGCAUUCGGUGUAUGCGCCGAGUUCCAGCCCCUUACCCUUUUAUAUGCCAUUUUUGAUCGAAAAGGUACCCUUGUGUAUACCUUCUACGGACCAAUGGUAUUCCUUUCACAUACCUAAAUUAGAACGCUGCAUUCCCUUUAACUGCUGAGAAUACAGUCUUUACUGACUGCUUUAAAAUAUGAAUAAAUCACUAUAACGGGAAGUUUACUUCUUUUUUUUUUUUUUACAGCCCUAGAAUGUGUCUGUUAACCCUUUUAGUCCUUUUAUAGAUCGAAAUAGCAGAUUUCUUUACCCUGACAUAUACUUAAACUCUUGGAAUCCCUACACUUUGAUAUACCUGCAGCCUGAAAAAGAUACUCCUUUCAAGCGGAGCCUCCCCGUAUAUGACGUUACAGGGAGUACCCCCUCCGGGAUAAAGCCUUUACGAGCAGGGCUCCUUUAGGUGAUAAUGAUUCAAUGCCAUCAUAUAUAAUACUUCCUUGCAGAGUGGAACACCCCCGCGUAAUAUUGCGCAAAGGACAUACAGGGGUGAGUUUCUAUUUCAUCUUCUCUGGUUCUGUGUUUGUGAACGUCGAGGAACUUUUACUCAAGACUGGUCACGUGAUGUGGCACACAGCAAUCACGCUACAAAGAGGGGAUAGUUUUGGGGUAAGCGCUUACAAAUUACAUAUUAGAGAGUUUAAGAAUUACGUUUACGGUAAACGGCAAACGGCAAACGUCUGAUUCAAGUUGAUAUUCAGAUUAGGAAAAUGAGCAGAUACAAAUUGUCCAAAAUGAUAAUACCUUUUCGUAAAGUCAUAUAAAGAAGAGUAAACGACUCUGAAACGACAAGUGGAGGCGGAAAACUUGAUCACACAAGUGAUAUAAAUUAACGUUUACUGUUUUGCCAUACAAGUGAUUCUAAAUCUUCCUUUUCAUGAGGAUCACUGUUAUCAAUAGAUCUCUUGAUAGAUAAGUGCAAAGGUUCAAAGGUAAUCGAUGCCAUGGCCUGUGGACGAAGCGUGCAACAGGUGGUAAAACCAUUUGCAUUUAUUUAUUUACAUUCGCUUCCAGAAUAUUUUAAGUAUUAGUCACGUGCCCAUGUCCAGGAUAUACGGGCUUGGUUGUUCUUGUUUUUUUUAAAAAUUUCAUGUCACGUUCAACAAUAGAAAGCUUGUAAUACGUCAAUAGUUUCUUUCCAAAGGUUGCAUAAGCACUUGCAUAAUUUGCCUUAUCUAUGUUUUCUAAAGGAGCUUGCUCUUCUAAGAAAUAUCAAAAGAACGGCUUCAGUUGUGGUGAGAGAGGACGCCGAACUUCUCGUCGUUGAAAAAGACGUGUUCUCCAAAACAUGUCCCAAAAUUUUUGACAAGGAGCUUGUAGACAAGAUCAAAUUUUGCAAGUAAGUGGCAACAAAAGCAUUUAUCGUUUUAUGAAAGUAGUUUUAUAAUCAGCUUCAAAUUCGUAUUUUUUGUCAGUUUUUCAAAUAGCCCAAGUGUUUUAAGCCUUCGAAUUUUUUAUAGACAUCAAGGUUUCCAUUUGCUAGUAGGAACAAGUUUGUUUUAGUCGUGAAACUUAAAAUUAAAAUUCGAAGCGUUUGAUCGAACGAAGGGGUUAUAUACCGUCACGUGAUUUUACGCUCCUGAUGACAUCAAUUAUCGUACUUGGUCAAAUGGGGGUACAUUUGCACAUUAAAUAUGUCAAAGUUUUCGAGGUUAAAAUAAUCUUAGAUCCCAGUUAACAUAACCCCGCCUUUUAAGGUGGUAUCAAUUGGUACAUUUGUUAAGUCACGUGACCUGUUUUACUUAAAUAACCGCUUCCGAUAACACAUGGACAUUAUCAAAACGGGCAACAAAAGGAAAUACAGUUUGACUAAUUAUUCCCCAUUUUCGCUACAAGUCGACUGUGAGUCAGGUGACUUGGAUUAUCAAAGAAAAAAUAUCAAAAGUGUGCAAGCGUAAACUACUUGUAAAGUUUUACAAAAAUGAGAGAAAUAGUUCUACAGUACUUGAAAUCAAAAUCCACUAAAUCUGUGGUUUACAAGCUUUUUACUGAUACACACAAUAAUUUGACUACUGUCAGUAAUAAGAACCGGCACCGUACAAACGACCGUAUUGACGGGAUCAAGUAAAACUAACUACGAGAGAACGACUGGACAACUGACAAUUUGACUAACAAUAAACGACUGUUUAACUGUGAUAAUAGACGGAUUGAAACGCACCAAUGACAUUAAUUACGAGUCAUCAUAGCCAAUAACAUCACGGCUUAACUGAAAGACGACCAGUAACAUCGCGACUUAAUUGACCAAUCAAGUCAAUAACCAGAGUUUAAUACCGUCAACUGACUUAAUACAACUCACUAUGACUCUGAAGAUGACUACCGAACAGGUUGUUGAAACGUUAGUCACUGUCAACAACGGUUCUAUUCAGGACUAUAACGUUCACCCGGACGAUCAUACUCAACCUACUUAUGAAAAGACUCCUAGGUUCAAAACUUUCACAGUAAUAAGAAUAUUGCUAACAUGGUUUCCAACAGGAUCCAGUUUAAUUAAAGCCAAUUCUUGAGUCCUUUCAUUGCGCACUUAGUAAGGGCUGCCUCGACCCCCUUCGUAGGGACCUUCCCGAUAAAGGAGAUGAGGUUGGAUAGAACUAAGCGUGUUUUCAUGUAAAUCCCUAAGAAAACAAAGUCAAAUACUGAUUCAUGUCAAUUGGUUUUCUAGGAGUUUGUCUUUAUUUCGACAGUGGACUGAUGAUGCUCUUAAAAAUGUUUGUAUUGAGGCACAAAUUCAGGAGGUAAGAAAAGUUGUUGACAAAUACUCGGUAUGGAACUAGCAAACGAAAUUCUCAUGUUCCGGAUAUGGUAGUGUAGUGAAAGCGGUGUUGGACUUCAGUUCUGAUUGUUGGGGAUAAAAAAAACUCCAUUUGAUCCAGCAUUGUCCCUUCCUACCUUCUUGCCAACUUACAUUACAUGCUAUUUUUACCAUUUUAGUCCUAUGACUGACUGGUUAAUCUUUUCUCUUUUCAGUGGAAGGCAAAUAAAAUUAUCGUAAAAGAUAGCAGCAAGGAGGUGGAAUGGAUUAAUCUUUGCAUGCAAGUAAGUUUUACGUUUACUCAUGUGAUGUGUUGAUGAUAACCUGUUCCGAUUUUAAAGAUGUAUUUAUCGAUAAAAUACUGUACCCUUCGAAUCCAGCAGUCAAUUUUUGUAGUCAUAUAUAUAUGAAAAUAAAGAUUAAGUUAAAUAAUAACAAUACAUUAAUAAAUAGAGAAUGCAAGAUCUUUAACUUUUGAAGCCAGCCAGCAAGUAAGACAAUGAGCUAGUUUGUCAGUCGGUCAGCCAGUCAAUCAGCCAGUCAGGCAAUCAUGUCAGUCCGUCAGUCAGUCAGCCAGUCAUUCAGUCAGUCAGUCAGUCAGCCAGUCAGUCUGCGGGUCAAUCCGUCACUUAGUCAGCCAGCCAUUCGGUCAGUCAGUCAGUCAGUCAGUUAGUAAGUCAGUCAGCCAGCCAGUCGGUCAGUCAGUUAGUCACUCAAGCACCCAGUCAGUCCGUCAGGCUAUUAAUCAGUCAGCCAGCCAGUCAGUCAGUUAGCCAAUCAAUCAGUCAGUCAGACAGUCAGUCAGUAAUUCAGGCAGUCAGACAGUCAGACAGUCGUUCAGUCAGUCAGACAGUCAGACAGUCAGCCAGUCAGUCAAAUUGGCAUUAUUACAAUGUUAUUUUUCUUUUCAAGGGGAAGUGUUCAGUUAUUAAAGCACUUGAUCUGCGAGCUCAACUCAAGCUGCCUCGACCAAGACGAGCUACCAAUGAAGAAUAUUUUCCAAUGGGUCUAAUUGGAAGGAAGCGAAGAACUCAGUCUGACACGUCGAAAAUCUGGCUCAGAGAGUUGGAGGAGAGCUUGAAGACACCCUACAGCUUUAACGACAGUAAUAAAGUGGAUGAACAUCGAGAUGAAAAUGAAAGGUAAAACGAAAAAAUAUACUACGAUACAGAACUAUACUAUAAAGAAAUAAGGCAUGUCACACCAUGAUGAAAUCACGCGGUUAGGCAAAAGAUUGCGUUGAAUUGCAAUGCUAUGAAAUGCAAUGCAACGUAACGCUACACAGCUCAACUCAAAGUACUUCAACGUAUGAGAAGUAACAAUAAUAUAAUUAGGGAGCUUAAGCAAGAAUCUACGACGACGACAACGUUUAAAACGUCGCUAAAAAAAUUAAUUUGCGCCCUUUCAAACUUUAUCGCGUCUGUUUGGACCCGCCAAAUUUGUCAAACGUAAGCGGCUAUUCUUAGAGGUGAAUUGUUAAGGACUUCAGUUGUCCACGGGUCAAUUUAAUAAAACUUUUACAAGUGUAGCCAUUGUUUUAGGGUCCGAAAACAAUAGCUACACUUGAAAAUUACUGAAUCUUGUGAAAGUUUUAUUAAAUUGACCCCUGGGGUCAAAAAGAGAAAGGAGAAUUCGUCGUGGUAUGUUCACGUCCUCCAUAAAACGUCGCAUUAGGAGAUUUCGUAGUCGUGCAGGUGACGUCAAAGAAAUAUACUAAAAGGGUUUGCAAAUGCAGAGCUGUUUUUGCUCAAAAAACAAAUUUUUUGACGUUGUCAUUGUCGUCGUCGUAGCGCGUGGUUGCUUGGCUCACUAAUAUAAUACCGACAUGAAAGCGUAUUGCGAUUGGUACUACCUCGCUGCAAUCCAGACCAACAGAACAGCAAUAUGAGCACAAUGCAUGCGAUAAAAGAACCGAACGCAAUGCAAAAUGAUACGAUGCUGAUGAGCGUAUAGCAGAUUAAUAUGUUUGAUUGAUUUUUGCUGAUUUUAAAGUAAAUCAACCACCAGAAAUGACAUGUCAGCAGAAAAAUACUAUGGCGUUAUUGCUGACUUCAUUCUAUAUGUACAGGAAUACCUGGUCUGAAUCUGAAUACGAGUCAUCAGACGAUGAAAAAAACGGUGCCGAGAAGAUUCUUGAGGCGAUGGACCUUCCAUAUAAGGAUCAACCGCACGCCAAGGGAGAUUCGAGUUACAUCCUUAACGAAGAUGACGAGGACGAGGAGGAAGAAGAAGAACCAAAACAGACCGAGUGCGCAGAAAUCCUCCCUGCUGAGCUGGAGAAAAGGGACAAUAAUAUAUUCGAAGAUUUUUCUGAACUGAUUAAAAUUGAGUCCAGAGCUGGAAAAUUAAAUAAAGACGUGGUAUAUCUAAACAUUGCUUCGAUGAAAAGUGGCGAUAUCUUUGUAAGUACUAAUAGUCAAACAGAAAUGUUAAAAAAGCUAAUAUAUAGAUUUAGCCGGGGCUAAAAGCGAAGCUCUCGUAAAUAUAUAUCUUAUACUUUACUCAAGUAAAAAAUAAAUUCGUGUAAUGCUAAAUGACGACGGCAACGAGAACGGCAAAAAAAUUAAUAGGUCUAAUUAGCAAAAAAAAACCAGCUUUGCACGUGUAGCACACUUUUUUGUACGUUUCUUUGCUUUUUUUUGCACGACAACAACGUGAAACUUCCUAGUUACAUGUUUUAUAGAGGAAAUGUCGUAUAUGUUCCUGCUUGCUUUUUUUUCCCUGCGGCUUAUUUUUACCUUGGUGGCCUCUAGAAUUUCUCAUUUUCUCACUUUCAUUUUUUGUUCCAACGAAAUUCGUGUCACCGGAUCCCGUGCCGUCAUUGUCAUGACCAAAAAGUUUUAAUCUAUUAAAACCUGAUCCAAUAUCGUCCAACAAAAUUCAACAGCGUCAAACAAGGUGUUUAAAACGAACCUAACACGGUAUGCAAGAGUGUUUAAUCGUAAAGUCAGAUUAUAUUACGUGGGAUCAGCUUAAACGAUAACACAUAAUAGGCUGACUUAGCAACAGAACGGGAACGUCUGUUGACGACUGCGCGCGCAAAUCAAACAACUGAAUUGACCAAUGGCAGAGCGGCAAAUUGGGUACCGGAAGUCGCGUUUAGUCCUUUCCGCGCCCUUACCCGUCGUCAAAUGACGUUCCCGUCCUGUUGCUAAAUCAGCCUACCGAGGUUACUAGGACGCGCAUUUAUUAUUUGAGUUUUGAGAACACUGCUAAUUAUUAGGAGGUGGAGCAUGAUCGUGCGAGUAAACGUGGUCCUGAAUAUAGGAUUGUUGUUGAUAGUGACUGGCGUUUCAGAGUCAAAGUGUAUCAGUUGAUCAAUGAUGAACGAUGAUGUUGACGAAGACGAUGUCCGUCGUGAUAAUGGAAAUUAUGAUAAUUAUGAUAAUUAUGAAUUUCAUUUGCAGGAUGUAUCACAGGUUCUCAGACCGACAGGGCGGAAGUUCAUGUUGGUCAGCAAGGGAGCAGUCAUGUUGCGAAUAAAACGAGACGACUUCUUCCGGUACUCUACCAAACAUACACUGAGGCAGGCCAGGAAAGCAGUGCAAGAACUUGAGUAAGACAACGCAGAUUACGUUUAAAAAAAAUCACUGCAUCAGAAAAAAUUAGUGACAGCAACUUGCAGCGAGGAAAUAUUACAGACGCGGGUCUAGAAGUAUCGGCCUGACAAGGGGAGGGGGGGGGGGGGGGGGGGGGGUUUCUCAAAUAACUAUUUUUCCCCUCCGGGGAUGCCAUUUCACCUAAAAUCGACAAAAUCUUUAACACCGACUACCAAAAUAGCCCUACCAAAAAAAAAAAAAACAAGAACAUAAAAAAAAAAUUCAAAGGGGGGGGGGGGGGGGGGGGGGGGGGGGGGGGGGGGCGGUAGUGGUAUACUGACAUACCAAUUUUCUCCUCAUGAGAUGCCAAUUUACCUUAAAAUUGAAAAAUCUUUGAUACCGAAUACCUAAAAUUGCCUUGCAAAACAAGAGAACACAAUGAACCUAAAAAUGAAUUGUCAAGUUACUGAGAAAGAACACACCCAAAUACAAAGUAAAACUUUUGCAAUCGCUCACGAGCUUUUUCCAUUUUCUCCUUGACACUAAGAAUUGUACAAAUCUCGCGUCUAAAUGCCAAAACUUCAGGAAAACGAGAUACUCUAUGCCGUUGUGAUACUAGAAUACUGUAUAGCUGAAUAAUUAAAAAAGACCUUGGAUACCCUAAUGCUCUAACCCCCAGCUGGCGGGGCUUCAUAUGUAGCACUUAAGUCGCAUGUACUAUUAAACAGUAGAAUUAAUUUUUGAUACAAACUCUUGCUCGGCUGAUUACUAUUCAUUAACUUUGAUACAGAUCUGCACUCUCUGUGCUUUAAAAUGUUCUUGAUGUUUUUUUAUUUAUUAUUUUUUCAGCUAUCCACCAGAAGAAAUAAUUUACCGCUCGUACAACGAGCGUUGCGCCUGGGAAAAGCUUAAAAGCACACAGCUACAAUCAGUAAUGAACACUGUACAAGAGAAAUGUAUACGCCAUAACAUUUCAUUUACUGAAAGCACAUCAGAAGUCAAGAGACCGCUGACACCUGCUAGAGUCGAUAGCGCCUGCCCAUCAAGACUUGAGAAAUUCGAUCAAUACUUGUCAUUCGUGUACGGUAGCCAUAAAGUUCCAGAGGGCGGGGCUACUUCAACCUCAUCUGUAACUAAGACUUGCAGUGCUUUGCAGAACUGCGCCACCAAGGAGAAAAACUGCACGUUAAGUCAUCAACAAGAUGAAAGAAAAAGUGUGACAUUUGCUUUUGGUACUACGGAGAAAUCGGAGUGA
Messenger RNA from Porites evermanni, 11361 nucleotides. The record is from the annotation of a GenBank genome assembly. Lineage: Eukaryota; Metazoa; Cnidaria; Anthozoa; Scleractinia; Poritidae.